ACGCACUGAAUCUGCUUAUAAAAGGCCGGGGCAGCUCGUGCAAUCGCCAUCUCAAGCAGGGACACUGCACUCGAUCACUUGACACCCUCGAUCGACGCUUGUUCAACACAGCCUGCGCGCCUAACCAACCAUGGCGGCGUACCACCCUGCCGCGACGCUCUCCUUCCUCCUCGUGCUCCCACUCUUCCUCCUGGCCCGCUCCGACCCGGCGCCGUCCACGCCGGUGCCGCCGUCCACUGCGUGCAACGACACGACGGACCCCACAUUCUGCCGGUCCGUCCUCCCGGCCAACGGCACCGGCAACCUCUACACCUACGGCCGCUUCUCCGCCGCCAAGUCCCUCUCCAAUGCCAACAGGUUCCUCGGCCUCGUCAACCGGUACCUCGCCCGCGGCAGCCUCUCCGACGCCGCGGUCGCCGCGCUGCAGGACUGCCAGCUCCUCUCCGGGCUCAACAUCGACUUCCUCUCCGCCGCGGGCGCCACGCUGAACACGACCAAGUCGACGCUCCUCGACCCGCAGGCCGAGGACGUGCAGACGCUGCUGUCGGCGAUCCUGACCAACCAGCAGACGUGCGCCGACGGCCUGCAGGCCGCCGCGUCGGCGUGGUCCGUGCGCAGCGGCCUCGCCGUGCCCAUGGCCAACAGCACCAAGCUCUACAGCAUCUCGCUGUCGCUCUUCACCCGGGCGUGGGUGCCUCGCGGCAAGGGCAGGAAGCCGAGGCCGGCGUCGUCGUCCACGAAGCCGCCUCGGCAGCGCGGGAGGGGGCUGUUCGACGCCACCGACGACGAGAUGGUGCGCAGGAUGGCGCUCGAGGGGGCCGCGGCGGCGGUGUCGGUUGCUGGCGCGGUCACCGUGGACCAGAGCGGCGCGGGGAACUACACGACCGUCGGGGACGCCGUGGCGGCGGCGCCGAGCAACCUUGGCGCGAGCAGCGGGUACUUCGUGAUACACGUGGCCGCGGGCGUGUACGAGGAGAAUGUGGUGGUGCCCAAGAACAAGAAGUAUGUCAUGAUGGUCGGCGACGGCAUCGGCCAGACGGUGAUCACCGGCAACCGGAGCGUGGUCGACGGCUGGACCACCUUCAACUCCGCCACGUUCGCUGUGCUCGGGCAAGGGUUCGUGGCGGUGAAUAUGACGUUCCGCAACACGGCGGGGCCGGCGAAGCACCAGGCGGUGGCGCUCCGGAGCGGCGCGGACCUCUCCACGUUCUACCAGUGCAGCUUCGAGGGGUACCAGGACACGCUCUACACCCACUCCCUCCGCCAGUUCUACCGCGCGUGCGACGUCUACGGCACCGUCGACUACGUCUUCGGCAACGCCGCCGUCGUGUUCCAGGACUGCACGCUCUACAACCGGCUGCCGAUGGCCGGCCAGAGCAACACCGUGACGGCGCAGGGCCGCUCCGACCCGAACCAGAACACGGGCACCACCAUCCAGGGCUGCUCCAUCGUGGCCGCGCCGGAGCUCGCCGCCAACACGGCCUUCGCCACCGCCACCUACCUGGGGCGGCCGUGGAAGAUGUACUCGCGCACGGUGAUCAUGCAGUCGGACGUGGCCGGGCUCGUCGACCCGGCGGGGUGGAUGCCGUGGAGCGGCGACUUCGCGCUCAGCACGCUCUACUACGCCGAGUACGACAACUCCGGGGCUGGGUCGGACACGAGCAGGAGGGUGAACUGGCCGGGGUACCAUGUGCUCAACAGCACCGUGGACGCCGGUAACUUCACCGUCGCCAACAUGGUGCUCGGGGACUUCUGGCUGCCGCAAACCGGCGUGCCCUUCACCAUCGGGCUCAACUGAUCCAUGAUCUGACUCAGUGCACCAGACAUUACAACAUCAACAUGUGCAAGAAAAAUAUACUGAAAUAGCUAGAUAUAUACAGUGAAUAAAGUUCAAAAAUAUAUAGUACCACGGAAGCAAAUGCUUUAACUUAUGGGUCUUCCAAUUCUUACGUGUAGAAUUGACAGAUUCCAACUUAUAAACUUAUGGGUAGUAGAAUGACAUUUUAGUCACAUUUCCCUUGUUCGUCCGAUUACAUUCUUGCACCUGGUUUUGUCUUCUGU
Triticum dicoccoides is the source of this 2061-nucleotide messenger RNA. Its product is annotated as pectinesterase-like. The record is from RefSeq and is a predicted model, not a curated record. Bases 131 to 1798 code for a protein of 555 amino acids. The transcript has 2 exons. Lineage: Eukaryota; Viridiplantae; Streptophyta; Magnoliopsida; Poales; Poaceae. Gene Ontology annotation, biological process: cell wall modification. Gene Ontology annotation, molecular function: enzyme inhibitor activity; pectinesterase activity.